AUGUCUACUAGCAACACACCAAAUGGAACUGAAGCUGUUGACAAAUUAGCUGAUGGAAUAGCUCAAGUCAAUACAGAGGAAGCAACAAAACACUCGGCUCUAGUCCAGCAAGACGACGAGUACGAGGUCGAAGUAGAACUCAAUGAUGCUUCUGCCGCUGGUGCUGCAAACCCACUCUAUGUCGGAGUAACCAGAUUCGAAGAUCUCCCACUACAUCCAAACCUGCUCAAAGGUGUAUACGCAAUGGGCUUCUCACGUCCUUCCAAAAUCCAAGAAAGGGCGCUCCCACUCUUACUCGCUACCCCUCCACGCAACAUGAUUGGUCAAUCACAAUCUGGCACUGGCAAAACAGCUGCUUUUGUAUUGACCAUGCUAUCACGUAUCGAUUACUCGGUAGAUAGGCCACAGGCAUUGUGUCUUGCCCCGUCUCGUGAAUUGGCUGCUCAGAUCAUGAGGGUCGUUACUGGGAUGGGUGAAUAUACUGGUGUAAAGACUGCUUUUGCUGUACGGGAUAUAGAUCGAAAUACGGCCAUCACUGCUCAAUUGAUUAUCGGCACUCCUGGAACUGUCAUGGAUUUGAUGAGGAAACGAAGUCUGGAUACGUCCAAAAUCAAUAUAUUUGUAUUGGAUGAAGCUGAUAAUAUGUUGGAUCAACAAGGAUUGGGAGAUCAAUCUCUUCGUAUUCGACAAGCCAUGCCACGCACAGCACAGAUAUUACUCUUCUCAGCUACAUUUACACCAGAAAUUCGAGAAUUCGCAACCAAAUUUGCUCCACAAGCCGAUAUCAUCUCUCUUAAACAGGAAGAGUUGUCGGUCGAUGGAAUCAAACAAUUCUACAUGGAUUGUAAAGACGAAAACCAUAAAAUCGAAGUGUUGCAGGCUAUAUAUGGAUUGAUGACUAUUGGACAGAGUAUCAUCUUUGUCAGAAGGCGAGAUACAGCAGAUCUUUUGUCAAAACGCAUGACAGAGGAAGGACAUACAGUCAUUCAUCUGCAUGGUGGUAUGUCUGCUGAAGAUCGAGACAAGGUCAUGGACGACUUUAGGAAGGGUCGUGCCAAAGUCCUGAUUUCUACCAAUGUCAUUGCUAGAGGUAUUGAUGUACUUCAAGUGACGUUGGUAGUGAACUUUGAUAUGCCAUUGGAUGGUCGCAACAAUCCCGACCCAGAAACGUACCUACAUAGGAUUGGAAGGACGGGACGAUUUGGCAGGACGGGAGUUGCCAUCAACUUUGUCCAUGACCAACGAUCCUACAAUGAAAUGCUGGCUAUCCAAAAUCACUUCAAACGUGAGAUUGUGCAUGUGCCAACAAACGAUUACAUGGAGGUUGAAAAAUUAUUGAAGAAGGCUAUUAAAUGA
Messenger RNA from Synchytrium microbalum, 1356 nucleotides. RefSeq lists its product as uncharacterized. Gene Ontology annotation, biological process: poly(A)+ mRNA export from nucleus. Gene Ontology annotation, molecular function: ATP binding; RNA binding; RNA helicase activity. Gene Ontology annotation, cellular component: nucleus; cytoplasmic stress granule. The record is from RefSeq and is a predicted model, not a curated record. The transcript has 5 exons. NCBI's taxonomy places the organism in Eukaryota, Fungi, Chytridiomycota, Chytridiomycetes, Synchytriales, Synchytriaceae. The coding region runs from base 1 to 1356 and encodes 451 amino acids.